CUCCAUCUUUACGGCCCUCCAGUCCAGCGAGACCAUGAUGCUCAGCGGCUCAGUGGAGGUGCCCAGCCCGGGCGGGAUGAGCGGCCUAAGCGGGCUGAGCACGGCGGCUCGGAACGUGGUGCGCUCCUCCAGCAUCUCGGGGGCCAUGUACAGCCUGGAGAAGAGUCCCGGCGGCGGGGGCCCGGACUCCACAUCAUUGGCCGGCAACAAGAAGCGGCGCUCCAGUCUGGGCGCCAAGAUGGUGGCCAUUGUGGGGUUGUCGCAGUGGAGCAAGAGCACACAGCAGCUCAACCAGCAAGAAGGUGGGACUAAGAAGCUUCGCAGCACCAUCCGACGGAGCACGGAGACCGGCAUCGCCGUGGAGAUGAGGAACCGAGUGACACGACAGGGCAGCAAGGACUCAACUGACGGCAGCACCAACUCAAAUAGCUCUGAUGGAACGUUUGUCUUCCCUAUCACACGCCUGGGGCCCGAGAGCCAGUUCAGUGACUUCCUGGAUGGACUGGGCCCCGCUCAGAUUGUCGGCCGGCAAACACUAGCUACACCCCCCAUGGGGGAUGUCCAUGUAGGGAUGGUAGAUAGAGGAGGGCAGCUGGAGGUGGAGGUCAACCAGGCCAGAAGGUUGACCCAAAAACCGGGCUCCAAGAACAUACCAGCAACCUACGUGAAGGUGUAUGUGCUCGAGAAUGGCAUGUGCUUGGCCAAGAAGAAAACCAAAGUAGUGAAGAGGAAUCUGGACCCAACCUACCAGCAGGCUCUGUUGUUUGAAGAGAGUCCUCAGGGCAAAGUCCUACAGGUAAUAGUGUGGGGGGAUUACGGGCGUAUGGACCACAAGUGCUUCAUGGGAAUGGCCCAGAUCCUUCUCGAGGACUUGGACCUGUCUGCCACAGUCAGCGGCUGGUACAAGCUGUUCCCUACCUCCUCUCUGGCAGAUCCCAGCAUCGGACCACUCACCAGACGCCUCUCCCAGUCCUCCCUGGAGAGCGCCACCAGCCCCUCAUGCACCUAGACACCGAGUAGACACCCACAUGCACGGGCACAGGCAGAGUCAAGCAGACACGUACUGUAUAUACACAACGACUGUAAGUGCAAGACAGGUAGGCACACACAUACACACAUAUAUACCCGUGUGUAUCUUUUGAGGAAGACACCUUUGACAUAAAAGUGCAAAUACAUGAUCUCAUCUACAUGAGUACACACACUGACGCGCUGCCAUAUCCUUCACUACGUCCAUAUUCUUACACUUUAGUCAGUACUUUAGUUGUGAAAACAUAGCAAAUUCAACUUGAAGUAGACUUAAUUUACCAGAACAUGUAGCACUUUUCGCCGUCACAUUUCAACAUUUCCUACCAUGACACAGCAAAUCUGCAUUCCAAUGUACCAGAUUGUGGCACGACUCAUCCCGGGUCAUCCUGAUGCCAGUUUCUAAACUCUCUAUGCCAAACUAAGAAAAAAACAAAACUUUAUUUUUUAAAACCAAAGGAAUUGUUAUUGUUGUUAUUACUACUAUAAGUCGUAGGUGAACUAGUAUACAAUAUAAAGUAUGGAUAUGUAGCAGAGUCAAUGACUUAGAUGUAAUGCAAAAAAAAGUACAUACAUUCUACACACAUGAGCUGAGGAACAGGCAAAGACAUUAACAUACCUGGGCAACAGGCUUGGAUAUUCACAUAAUGGCUGUUAUGUGAGGUAGCAACACUGCUAUUCUAUAGU
Cyclopterus lumpus (lumpfish) is the source of this 1710-nucleotide messenger RNA. RefSeq names its product regulating synaptic membrane exocytosis 3 (gene rims3). Gene Ontology annotation, biological process: positive regulation of synaptic transmission; regulation of membrane potential; calcium ion-regulated exocytosis of neurotransmitter. NCBI's taxonomy places the organism in Eukaryota, Metazoa, Chordata, Actinopteri, Perciformes, Cyclopteridae. Gene Ontology annotation, cellular component: cytoskeleton of presynaptic active zone; presynaptic membrane. Gene Ontology annotation, molecular function: small GTPase binding; transmembrane transporter binding. The coding region runs from base 35 to 1009 and encodes 324 amino acids. The record is from RefSeq and is a predicted model, not a curated record. The transcript is spliced from 6 exons.